Messenger RNA from Planococcus citri (citrus mealybug), 4704 nucleotides. RefSeq lists its product as uncharacterized. Bases 800 to 3178 code for a protein of 792 amino acids. The record is from RefSeq and is a predicted model, not a curated record. The transcript has 2 exons. NCBI's taxonomy places the organism in Eukaryota, Metazoa, Arthropoda, Insecta, Hemiptera, Pseudococcidae.
UAAUUCAUGUAUUUAUCAUGGAAAUUUAACUUGAAAUUUCUGCUUCAGUUGGAUUUCGUAUUACGUACUAUAUAGUACGAACUUCAAAAUUCGUAUGCUAGCUCUGUUCUAUUCGCUACUCCGAGUAGCUCUGUGUACUCUCGUGAUUUUCUCCGGAACCGAUAAAAGAGUAGAGAGAGUAGGGGAAAUGAGUCUUCGAAAAGAACACAAAUCCAAGAACACCUUGUAAAACAACUAAAUUUCAACAAAAAAAAGAAAAUAAACACUCGUAAAACAGAAUGUCGGAAUACUGAUUGUAAAAAAAAAAAUGUCGCCUUAAAAAAUCUGCUCUUUUUACUCUACUCCUUCUGCACUUCCUUUUCAGCAGGUGUAGAAAAACCUGCUCUAGAGCUGCUCUUUUGACUCUACUCCUUGCGAAAAGAACGAUUAGACGGAUUACUCCGAGUAAAAAUGUGCCAAUAGAACACAGUAUUGCUGCUCGAAGCAACUCGGAGUUGCUCGGAGCAGCGAAUAGAACAGAGCUUAAGUGAAGAGGGGGAAAAAAGAGUCUCCAACUGAUAAGAGUGAUAAGGUAGUUUUGUGAUUGUAGAGCGCAACUUUUGUGCUUUUUGAACUUUGAAUUUAAAAUUUUAUAGAAUAAUGUAGGUAUCAAGUUUUAAUUUUAAUCUUUAUUAAAGACAUUCUAUUCUGGAUUUGUUGAAGAUUUUGUACGAAAACGACGUGAUGUAAUUUAGAAAUCCGAGCCUAAUGUGUUUCGUGGCCUAAGCAGGUUUCCCAAAAGCAAAUAUUGGAGUGAAGUAUGGAUUUGCCGAAAUCUCGCCGUCCUCCAUGUCAUGGAACUAAAUUUUCAGAAAAUACGAGCAAACGAUUGAAAACUAGUGCUUUUCCUGAAGCAAAGGCGGGAAAAUUCAAGUACAAUUUCAUCCCAUCGUUAGAACAUAUAGCUCGAAUAAAUGUAAUUCUUCCUGCGUGGAAUCAUCCCAGUAUUAGAAGUAGCAUGAGAAAUUUAUUCAAUAUUGAUGUCAACAGACGAAUCAUAGAAAUAAGUUAUUGGAGAAAAAUUGAAAUAGAAGUCAUUGAAAGAAUCGAACAGUUACCAUUACCAAAAUCUGUUAUCGAAUCAUUAAUGUGCCAUACUUCAGAUGUAGGUAAAGAAAUUAUUGGAUGGAUAAUGUAUUACGAAAAAAAGAUAUUGAGCAGAAUUCAAGAAUCAGAUCCGCUAACGAUUUUGAAUCAUCUGGACAACUUGGUAUGGACACCUAGAGGAACUAUACAUCAUGUGAAAACUGCCCAGUCCAUCAUGAAUAAUGAAGAAAUUUCUGCUAUGGAGAAAUAUAUGGUAGCAUGUACAUUUUGUUUGGAAGAAGAAAUUUUCAUUUACGCUAGAAACAGAUCUAUGGCGAUUAUCAAGUCGAAUUAUGAAUCUGCGCACGUGAAACGUAGUCUGCCGAUGCUGUGGUUCUGGACACAUUGUGCAGAAGGAAGAUUGAAUGAAUUAUGCAAGAAAGAAACACAAUUUACCGUGUACGAAAGCAUAUACGAUUGUUUAAUUGAUUUAAUCUCGUAUUCUGGGAAAUCAAUCAGUGGUGAAAGUGACGCAGCUAUAAAGUACAUUUGGUGCAAACUCACGCAACGUGAAAAAGAGAAGUUGAUUAAGCCUAUAUUGAAAAUAUGCAGUGCGGAGUGCUGCUGUUUUUUACUAUCGCAUACCAGUAGAUUUCUCGAGCAAAAGAUACUGAAGAAACGAAGUCAUUACAUUCUCAAACUUUUCAUUGAAAAUCAUUUGUGGGUUGAUGAGAUCGUUCCAAUGGUGCAUUAUACAUUUCAGUAUUUUAAUGAAGAAAGUUAUAGCGAAAUUAUGAAACUGCUACAACGCUACUUGAAAUAUUAUCGUAAAAAAAUAACCAGUUGUUUAUUUAUGUACAAUAAAUACGCGGAAAUUCUCGAAGAGAUGUGGAUACUUUCUCCGCCUAACUACAAAAAUGAAAUUUUUGAACGCGACGAUCAUCUCGGAGCUGAAAUAAUUUAUGCAUUAGCGUGGGAACACAGUGAGAGACUAAUUCGUUUGAUUUUUUCAGGUAUUACUCCUGCUCAAAGAAAAGACGUGAUGGAGUCGAAACAUGGUGUUAAAAAAUGCACUCAUUUUAUUUCUACUAAUCAAAAAAGGUCUUUCGAUGAAUUUUCAUGUUUGGCUUUUACGCAAGAAUACGAAUUGAAUGCCUUUAAAAAAUCAUUAAUGAGAACGCAAAGUUCGCAGAUUUUUUCUGUCAUUAGAAAAGAAAGAGGUUGGAGGGGCGUAAUAGAUUUUCUCACGUGGUUUUGUAAUUUACCUCAAAUAAAUGCAGAUGAGCUGUGGCAUAACAUUGACGUUACAUUUGAAAAUUAUUUCGAUGAUAAUGUCAAAAAAAUCGAAAAUAAAGCCCAUAUUUUAGCGUGCUAUUUUUCGGACGAAGAUGAAGCUGUGGCAGACUCGGCGUCUGAAAAAGAAAAGAAAUUCGCCAAAUUUGAAGAACUCAUGAAAUGGUAUUUAGGUCUCUCCGAAAUUCAUCAUGAACGAGUGUUAGAGGAUCGAUGUAAUCACUUGGAAACACUGGUUUAUUUUUCUCUGAAAGAAAAUAAUUUCAAUUUAGUUAGUCGUGUUCUGACUCUUAGUUCAUUCUUUCCUCAAAAUUAUUUCUCAGGAAUUCGGCAUAAAAAACUUUUUUCUAUGUCUACUGCAUUGUUUAGAAACAAAACUUUAAUUUUUGAUUUUAUUCUAAGAAAAGACGAAUUCAAAUCUUUGGAAAAUUGCCAGCGUUUGCAUUUCCCAAACACCGAAGAAAAAAUUGUUGAUUGUAAAUUUUGGAACGUUGAUUUUUUUACAGAAUUACUCAAGUUGAGUGAUUACGAAUUGGUGAAUGAUUACAUUUCAUGGUUGAAGCUGUCCGAUGAACAAAUAUUAAAGUUAAAAUGCGAUCUGCUGUACGAAGGAGCAAUGUGUGAAGUAGCAAAGACAUACUUCGAAAAUGAAAUAAACGAAUUUGAGUUCCUACGAAAGUCGAGAAGACUCAUUGACUGGAUAAAUCCAACGAGAGUUAUGAUAUCUGGGUUUAAUUACGAUAUGAAUCAGGAAGAAUGUAUUUUGAAAUUUUCGAAUCUUCUAAAUCAAUACAGAAGAGAGGAACCCCCAAGAAUUUGAAACUAGGUAAUUUAAAUUCAUUCAAGUGUACCAUUAUUAAUUGGAGAAAGGACGUUUGUUUUCAAAGAUUUUAUACGAUGUUUAACAAAUGAUAGAAAAAGUUGAAUAAAACAUACUUAUUAUAAAACAGAAUUUUAUUUUUAUAAUAGCCAAACAUUUUAAAAACUAAGAACAAAAAUGCAUCAACGGAAACGUAUUCAGACAUUCGAAUAUAAUAAUAAUGAUGUAAGAGAAAAAUCGAUACAAAAUUCAAUCCUCCAACGCACAAAUCGAUCAUACAUCAAUCAUUCGAUUCCUACUAUUAAUCCAAUAAAUCCAUGAAUAUUUGAACCCACAAAUCAAUUAGAAAGCAAUUAAGAACACACGAUAGAGCUUUCUUAAAAACCUAAAUUCAUGCCAUUUUUCUCGCGAUUUUCAGUCCAUGCCUUAGCAAUGGUACGUUUCAUGUCGUCGUCACCAUCCAUGUACAUUUGUUUCAACAGAUUCAUCACCCCAGCAGACGGAUCUGCGUCGUCAUCCAUUUUCGGGGGUUUAGGGGUGGUCGUGUCUUUAGCCGUUUUCGUUAAACCAGACCACUUUGUAUCAGAAGAACCUUUUUUAGCCAGUGAAACAACCACCAUACCUAUUAAACAAUGAUUCGAAAGAAGAAGAAAUUACCAUCGAUAUACAACGAUUUUUCAGCAUAAUAAGUUUCGUAAAAUUAUAGAAUUACCUGUCUUGACUUUCCAAGAAGAUUCUUCAGGUUUUAUACUUUGGAAGAGGUUUUUCACAGAAAGAGUGUGAUUCUUUCCUUCCAGUUCUUUCACUAAUAAAUCGAAAGAUCUAAAACAAACGAAGCAUAUUAACGAGGUGAACACAUACUCAUACAACAAUCGUAAUAACCAUGAUGAAGCCACUCACGUUUCGGUGAAAGUGCAAAUGAUGUUUUCACUGGGAAUGGUGUGCACAUUGGGUAAGGUAACGAAUAUCUUCACCGUUUGAUUGGUUUGAUCCCAGGCUGAAUACGAAUGCACCACGAUUAGGCUACUUAUAAAUUUUCAUCGACAGAAAAAGAACAAGUAAUACUUACCAUAUGUGGUGAUUUUGAUAUCGUACGUUCGUCUAGAAGUUGUAACGGUGGUUGAACUCGGUUGAAUAGUGUUCUCCUUUUCUUGAAGCAAGGAUAUUUCCGUUUCUAUCUUCUUAGCUUCUAUGGAAAGUAUAUCUUUGAUCUUCUUUCUAUCGGUUAGAUCUGCUAAUCUAUACAGCUCAGCAACAUCAUUCCUCAACUAGAACCAUGACCGCAGUGAAUAUUUUAAUUAUCACUCACAUGAAAUCGUGAAACACGUUCAACAAAGUACUUACCGUUUCAACUCUGGACGACAUGUUUGAAUUGAAAUUACGAAGAAAUAGACACGGGAAUGUAAAAAGAAACUAGAUUUUUUUAAUUUCAAAACUCAGCAGAAAUAGUAAACGCACUCGACUUGGCUGUAAAUAGAAAAUAAGAAAAAAUGUGUUUGAAAUUGAACUUCGAAUUCGCUGCAAAA